This is a messenger RNA of Bactrocera neohumeralis, 3947 nucleotides long. RefSeq lists its product as uncharacterized. The record is from RefSeq and is a predicted model, not a curated record. The transcript has 4 exons. Bases 1790 to 3769 code for a protein of 659 amino acids. NCBI's taxonomy places the organism in Eukaryota, Metazoa, Arthropoda, Insecta, Diptera, Tephritidae.
CUAAAGUUACUCAUACGCCAUGGUGCCACAAUGUGAUCUCAAGUUGGCACACUCGAUAGCAAAUCAAUUACAACAAAGACUGUCGCCAAUUUGCUUUAUAAACUAUCUCAAUAUACUUUCAGCUACAAAGGCUAGCAGAGCUUCGUAUCAAUUUCUAACCUUAUAAAAUAAAAAAAACAAAGCUGAACGGAUUUUCGUUGCCAUUAGAAGAGAAUGAAAAGUUUUUGUGCUACCAUUGCACGAGCUCGCUGCACACAAAUACACAAAGUACCGUGGUGAGGAGAUAUGAGAGAGGGAGAGAGAGGAGCUAUUUGAGUGAUAAUGCUCAAAGGGCUCAUUGACUCCAAGUGCCACAUAAACAAAGCGACGCAAGCAUAGAGAAAUAACAAUAUAAACAUAUGUACACACAUACAUACAUGCUUUGUUAUUAUUGUGAAAUGAAAAGAAAAGUUCGUCAUUCAUAUCUACCACACAAUGCAAUCAAUGAAUAGUGCGCGUGCCGAGUAUGAAGGGUGAAAUGCAGGCAUACAGCGAGUAAACGUGAUUGGUAAGAGUAUUAUUGUGUGUGUGUAUUUGUAUAUAUGUAUGUAAGUACUGUGUUUGUGUUUGCGCGGGCGUAAUAAAAAGUUAGCAUGACUUAUAGCUAGCAUGUUCGAGUAACAGAGUUACAACAACAACAAUAUUGAUAGAGAACAACAACAACAAAAACAAAAAUUAUAACAACAAAAAUAAUAUAAACAACAACAACGACAACAAAAACAGCCAACAUUUUACAACAACAACAAUACUAAGAAUAAUAAAAAAUAUUUAACAAUGUAACAACAACAAAAAUAAUAAAAGCAAGAACAACAACAAGCUCGCGUUAGAGCACACCGAAAACUAACUUUGUAUUGAAGGUGUCUCUGGCGGAAAUGGAACAAGAAAAGAAAAACAAAACUCCAGUAUACAAUAAAAACAAUAAUAAACAAAACGAAAAGUGUGCAAAAACCGUUGCCUGCAACACGAAAACAGCCAAUGAACCGUUGCGCCGCAGCCUGCGAGGGAGUGCAAGUGUUUUGGCUUUGCCACGCUUUGCCGCUCUGCUCCCCCCUUCGCACCGGUAGUUAUGCCACCCAAAUACUUACACCGAAGCUAUUAACAAUAUCGUUGGCAACGUGCAUAAAUAUGUGCCACUAAAUGUGGCACAUGGGAUUUUUCGAGUACUCUUCGCUCCAACUUAUGCCCCAAUCGCUGUGCCGCGGAUGCGCUCUUGAAACAGUCAACGCGCGACCACCGACUCUACCGAACCAGCUGGCAUAAUAGCCGGGAUAUCGGUAUCAGCGAAAUAAUUGGCAUUUGUAUUGACUGCUUAUUGCCAAACUUGUUUCGGCUUAAACGAAAAAAUUUGCAAAAAAAAAAAUUAUUAUAAAAAAAAGAAAAUCUAAACAAUGCAAAUAAGCACUUGAGCAAUCACCGCGGCUGAUCAAUAAAUAGCAAUUUGUAUGGCAUUGUAUUUGCAUUAAUUAUUGGUGAAAAUAAUAAAAACCGUGCUAUAAAGCGUGGAUGGAGUGCUUCUUUUACCGUUGCUAUAGCGGGUGUGCCGUGUGUGUGUGCAUGUAAUGCAGCCAGUCUCGUUGUGAAUAUCAUGAACUAAGCUAAUAAUAACAACAAAAGACACGUCAAAUACUUGAAUUUGAUUGAAUCAAGCAUAAGCGCCUAAAAGCAGGCAAUUAGAGUGGAAAUUAAAACGAGCACGCGCCACGCCAGCCAGUUUGUCGACAGUUAGUGCGCGCUUUUAAGACUCGCUGUAAUGGCUUUGUCGCUCAGUACGCGUCAAGCGGUUUCGCAAAUGCCUUCCACCGCAUGGGCAAGGCAGUCACAGCAGCAGCAGCAACGUUCGCCGAGUCAACCGCGCGCGUCCAUGCAUUUGCGUCUGCAGAAGCAGCAUUCAUUCAGCGAAGCCAAUCGCACGCAGCCAAUGGGCGCCGGCGGUGGUGGUCAUUUGUUGGCUGCGCGUAGAGCUGGCAGUGGUUACCUGACACGUGGUCUCUCUGUGGAUCGUUCGCUGGAGAGUAUACGUCAGAAGUCAGCUGCGGCGCAUGAAACGCAAAGCAAACGCAUUAAUACGCGAAAAUCCGCUAAAAGUGCCGGAGUGGGAUUGAAAAGCUUCAAAAAUACAACAAUUGGCGAGGGGAAGUACGGCUAUGCGCGUGCAGGUUCCACGUCGUCGCUUUUAAAAUCGUUGGAUAAAGAGUUGAAAGAAGUUAACGGUCAGUUAGGACAACGUUACGGUCGCAAUAGCGCAUGUGUUCCGACAAAUAGUGAAGAUCCAACUGAGGCGGAAAGUCUCAGCGGCGAGUCAAAUACGCUGCUGCCACCAUCCGAGCAUCAAGGUAAAGCUGCAAAUUCCUCGCCAACACUCAAGCGGCAUAACAGUAAAGUGAAUUUGAAUAUUGUGCUUUCACAUGCCAUUAAUUACAAGUCGACAAACGGCAACGAGUCCAAUACCAGUGAUAUCGAAAGCGCUUCUGAAAUCACCGAACACAAACGAAAAACAGCAACAACGCGAACGCUACGCAGCGAUUUGCCUGCUCGUACUCUUGCGCCUACAGCUGUUGCCGCUAACGCCACAACAACAACUGCCAAUGAUACUGUCCAACAGCGGCGUGCACAAUAUCGUUCUAGUCGCAAUGUCACACUAAAUACAAGCGUUAACUUAGCAGCCAGUGUGCCCACCGCACAUAACGCCACUGUUGUUAUUAAUCAGCAGGAGGACUUAGUUGCCGCGCCUUUGACCUCCAAUACAAGUGGUGGCGCAUUCAACGCUGCACCAUCGCUAAUCGUACAGCGUCGUCCGCCUUUGGUGCGUGCUAUGUCCGCGCCGGUGCGCUCGCGUUCGCUCGAUGAGAAUGCCAAAGGUGUGUUUGCGUUUCAGAAACGUAAAUUGCGUCGUCGUAAGCCAAUCACGCGCAACGCCAGUGUUUGUGAUAAAACUGAUGAUGAUGUACUCUUCGAUUUGAAUGGUGUUAAUGGUAAAAAACAGUCAAUACCGCGUACACGUUCCACAUUGGCGGUCGAUGUGAUUACACUGGUUUCGCUUGUCAGCUCUGAGGGCAGUGAUUCGGAAAAGGAAGAUAGCCCACCGGAAACUGGGCAGCGCAAUGCAGAACGUUCGCGUAGCACUGGUGCACCUACAUUGCGGAAAACGGGUAAAUCAGUUUCCUUCCAAGAGAACUAUCCACCAAACUUUCAAUUAGCUACAAAGGAAUAUUCACAUAUGAUACGUCGUGGCUCGAUUGCACCAUUAGCUGCACGCUUACGCUCCAACCGACCACCAACAGCACCGCCAGUAUCAAUUUUCAUGAAUGAAACAAAUGGCAACAAUGCAAUGACAACAAAUGCCACUGCAAACUUGGAAAGCAGCGAUAGUAGGGACUCAAAUGCUAACAAUGUUGCGGAUAGCACGCAAACCACCGCGAAAGGCACAGCGGAGCUUGCAAGUAAGGACAAACAAAACGAGGAAUAUAUCUACCCGGAGUACGUGCGCACGUUGAAGGAGCGCGAGUGUUGGAAAUUAUAUCGUAAAAUGUCUGUUAAAGGUGUUAGUGUCACUUAUGAGACGGUGUUGCGUGGCAUGCUGACACCGACUGAAUUCCGACAAAUACAAAAACAACGGGAAAUUGAAGAAGCAAAAGCACGGGCUUUAGAGGAGGAGAAGGAUGCAGCACUUGAACAGCAGGCACCCACUUCAGCCGUAGAUCGUUUAACGCAGAAAUUGUUGAAAAAGUAGUUGAAAUUUUAGAAAAAAAUGCAUAUCUGAAUAUAACAAUUAAAAAGUAGUUUAUAUUGUAAUCAUAUAUAGUACAUAUGUAUAUGUAGUGAAAUGUUGCAAAGUGUAGGAUAAAGCUUUGUUAUAUUGAGCAUUUUUUAAUAAAAUUAACACGAGUGCGCUUACUUAGAACACUUAA